This is a messenger RNA of Schistocerca americana (American grasshopper), 879 nucleotides long. Its product is annotated as wiskott-Aldrich syndrome protein homolog 1-like. The record is from RefSeq and is a predicted model, not a curated record. The transcript is spliced from 4 exons. Bases 1 to 879 code for a protein of 292 amino acids. NCBI's taxonomy places the organism in Eukaryota, Metazoa, Arthropoda, Insecta, Orthoptera, Acrididae.
AUGCCAUCUCAUCGUUGGAUGGGUGACGUUUCAGGGCGUCAGUCGCCGCCACCACCACCACCACCACCACCACCACCACCACCAACACAGCAGCCGCAGCCAAUGGACCAGCUGCCCAGGCCCUCUUUGGCUCCUCCCCAACACCUGAUGGCCACUGAUGACGACGAACCGAUGCCACUGGUCCCACCCAUGCCUCCAUCACAACCCGUAUGCAGGUCAGCCCGCAUCGCAGGACGUACAGCACCAUAUUCUCCAAGAGGCAGCCUCCACGGCCUCCUCCAGGGAGCCGCAGCCGCAGAUCUCCAUGAUGUAGCAGCUAUCGAUCUUUCACGCAGCUCCUCCCCCGGAAGGAGGUCGCCUCACAGAUCCAGGGAAAGUUGGAGUACUCCGCCGGCCUCCGUCGGCUUUAUAAGGCCAGCGCAGCAGCAGUACAGCCAGUUCCUCGCCGAGCUAGGACCAGCUCCAACGGACCUCACCGACGCUCUAGAUGAAUGCACUAAUCAACAGUUACCAAUUGCUGCAUCUGAUUCUUGGGCGGAUGAUGUCGAGGACGAGCCACAGCACCAGGAGGACGCCGAGGGCAGAGAUGCUCCCUCGGCUGGGCAGGGAGCUUUCCCGAGUAGGAGCGCCGCCGUGGCGUGCUGUGUUGUGCUGCUAAUGAGGCUCUCCGGGCACGAGAUGGACGGGCGGCGGCCGCGGCCGUGGCAGUGGCUGCGCCACGCCCCCCCACCAGAGUUACCGCCGCACUCCACGCUCUGCUCUGCUCUCAGCCCAGCGCCCACCCCCGUGGCUGGCCGGGAAGAGGCGCGCGCCACUACUCUGCUGUGGCUGCCCCCAGUCCGGGCACUGCACGCGUGCAGCCGCUCAUCCUGCAAGUGA